Molecule: messenger RNA, 2817 nt
Organism: Eremomyces bilateralis CBS 781.70
Lineage: Eukaryota; Fungi; Ascomycota; Dothideomycetes; Eremomycetales; Eremomycetaceae
Exons: 3
Coding region: 213-2588 (791 amino acids)
Biological process (GO): regulation of actin filament polymerization
Cellular component (GO): site of polarized growth; plasma membrane; cortical actin cytoskeleton
Molecular function (GO): actin filament binding
Source: RefSeq, a predicted model, not a curated record
CCAUGCAUUGCUGCUCUCCUCAAUUUUACCUUGUACGUACGUAUCGAAGCCACCUCACUCUUUUCUCCCUUCCCAUUGUGUGACUACAAUUCAUACUCUCUCCAUCACCUUCGAGAAGUUCUUACAUACCCAAGUCUGCCAAUCUCUUCCGGAUCGCUGCUGCUUGCUGUGGUACAGCUGAUCCGUCUCUCCAAGUCAGACAUUUUAGCAUCAUGGCAACUCUCAACCUCUCGGCUAACGGGCCAUCCAUCACAAAAAGCUACCAGAACGUCGUCAACGCAACCCUCACAUCCGCCGGCCCCGCGGCCUCCCCCACCUACGGCCAGUGGGCUCUUUUCUCGGUUGCUGCACCGCUUGUUAGCGCCUUCCAGCAGGACGCCGGUAAAGAGAGCGUCCUGAAGGUGCAAACUACUGGAGAAGGAGAGUUGGUGGACCUUUUGGAGGAGUUUUCCGAUGGCCGGAUCCAAUUUGCAUUCGUUAAGGUCAAGGACCCGAAUACCACCUUGCCAAAGAGUGUCCUCAUCGCCUGGUGCGGCGAGGGCGUCCCGGAACGGACGAAGGGAUAUUUCACGAGUCAUUUGGCUGCGGUAUCGAAGCUAUUGCACGGCUACCAUGUCCAGGUCACCGCUCGAUCGGAUCGGGAUUUGAGCCCCGAGGCAAUCAUCCAAAAGGUUUCGGAUGCGUCGGGCUCGAAGUACUCCGGUGGCCCUGCCACCAAAUCCUCGAAUGCCCCUCCUCCACCUGCUGCCUCUAAGCCAGUUUUCACUCCUACCCAGAUCGGUGGAAGCUCAAGUGGAUUCAACCCCCUUGGAUCGCGGACGAGGGUAGCCCAACCCUCUGGGCCGACUGAUGGUGACGGAUGGGGGGAAGAUGCCCCUCCGGUUACGAGGUCUCAACUUGAGAAAGUGGCGCCGGCAUACAAGCCUACAAAGGUGGACAUGGCCUCGCUCUCCUCCGGCCGAGAUGAGUCGACGAAACUGCCCUUCCGACAACAGGAAGAUACGAGUGGAGCUCGGAGCGACGUUGUCAAAGGUGCAUACCAACCAGUCGGCAAAGUCGAUAUUGCCGAGCUACGUCGACAAGCUAAGGAAUCUGGGAACGUGCGGGACGAUAGACCUACUGUUGUCAAAGGCUCGUACGAACCGGUCGGCAAAGUCGACAUCGCCGCCAUCCGAGCACGAGCACAAGGUCCUGGCUCUGCGUCGACCUCUCCAGCUAUGAGCCCUGCUGCAACAGGAGGUGACGCCGAUCAGCAACCGAAAUCCUUGUCCGAGCGGUCAUCAGCCUUCAGUCAAUCGGAAAGGCUGACCAGCCUGCCGAAGCCGAAAGUUGCAAACAAAUUCGGAGCAGCUCCUAACUUCGCCGGAACCAAAGCGCCCGCGCCCGGAGGCUUCCAGCCGAAGACAGCCCCUACUGCGGCGCCAGUGGGAAUCGCCAGUCGAACCUUUGCCGACCAGGGUGGCAAGACCCCCGCCCAGCUAUGGGCCGAGAAGAAGGCUCUUGGACGGGGUGAUGCUGUCCCUACUCCUUCUGCCGGCUUCCCCGGCGCGGCUCCGUCCAUUGCCAACCAGAAAAGCGGCGACGGUGGAUGGGAGAGCGGAUACGCGGGGAAAAAAUGGGGAGCGGUCCAGACUACCCGCACCGGGCAGUCGGCCGUCAGCAACACUAGCCAGCCCGAUUCCCGAGCGGAAGCGCCGGAGGAUGAACAGCCCAGUGGUGGUAUCGGAUCGAUCCGUGACCGCUUCAAAGAGGCACCCCCCAUGGGAGUUCCUGCCACUUCUCGCCCCGUCCCCCCGCCGAUGGAACUAUCGACCAAGCCGGCGGCAGAAGAGAUCCCGGCCACUCAAAGGGUCAACGUGCCAAUUCCCCCGCCGCAACCACGAUCCCCGUCGCCCGAGGAAGAGGAAGAGCCCAUGGCCCGUCGACCUAGCUCUCCGAUCCGCGUCGCCAUGCCCGUCGGACGUGGGGCGGUGCCGGAGCCGGAAGAGGAGGAAGAAGAGCCUCCGCGUAUUCCCGUGCAGCCCGUCGCUCAAGCUGCGGUGGCUGCCCGUGAAGUUCCCGCCGAACCCACCGCUCAGGAUGACGAUCCAGCGCGAGGCGCGAGCCACGCCAUCGCAGCGUCAACCUUUGGCCAGGAUGCGCCCACGACGCAGUCGCAGGCCCAAGGCGGCAAAACGGCCAUUGCGCAGUACGAUUACGAGAAGGCGGAAGACAACGAGAUUGAGCUUCGCGAAGGCGCGACGAUCAGCAACAUCGACAUGGUCGAUGAAGAUUGGUGGAUCGGGCAGAAUGAGCAAGGGGAGACGGGGUUGUUCCCGAGCAACUACGUUGAACUGGUCGAAGACGAUGCACCCGGCGCCGCUCCAUCGGCUCCACCGGCUCCACCGGCUGCGGCGCCUCCUGCGACGGAAUCCGGGCCUACUGCUACGGCAAUGUAUGACUACGAAGCCGCCGAAGAAAACGAGCUGAGCUUCCCCGACGGUGCGAAGAUCACUAAUGUGGAAUUCCCGGAUGACGACUGGUGGAUCGGAGAGUUCGGAGGCCACAAGGGCCUCUUCCCCGCGAACUAUGUGGAAUUAGACCAGUAGGUUGGGCUGUGGACACUGCGAUAGCAUCCGAGGAUGCUCCUGGACGCAGUGAUGAAUGGGACCAUUGUGGGCCAAAAGUUAUCUCCCGUCUCCUUUGCGACGACGCGACGCUUAGGAUGUCAUUGAUUGUUCGGGUGGCAGGGGGUUCCGGUUUAGAUGGAUAGUCAUGCGGUAGUCGUCCCGGAUGUCUGCCCUCUUCUUUAGCGUAAAUCAUCACUUGAAUUGGUUG